AAUUAUCAUCAAAAGAAGCAAAAAGCAAUUGGAAAAUAACUUUGCCAAAUGUGACUGAAUUGUAAUUUAAUAAUCCUCGCAAAACAGAAAACGACAACCUGGUACACCGAAAAACCCGCCUCCCGGUUUUUGGCGGCAUCUAAUCGGCAACCAACGCCCACCAAAAACAAAACGACGAUGUCGAAACAGGGCUUACGAGACUCGUCCGUACCGUAUAUCCCUCUCCCUCAAAACCCUAACCACCAAAACGUCAUCGUUUCACUCGUCUAUUACCACCGUCCCUAUCAAACCAACCAUUAUCUCCGCCGUGGCGUCAUUUUCGCUGGCGUCCUCCUCCUCCUCUCCGCCACCAUACUCUUCUUCUACCCAUCCGAUCCCAUUCUCAAACUCGCUCGAAUUCGACUCAACCACGUCGGAGUCAUCUCGUCGCCCAAACUCACCAUCGACCUUUCGUUUUCGUUGACUAUCUCGGUCCGUAACAGGGAUUUCUUUUCAUUGGAUUAUGAAAAGCUUGUCGUUUCGGUUGGGUAUAGGGGGAAGGAGCUUGGGGUGGUGAAUUCGGAAGGUGGGCGCGUGAGAGCUAGAGGGAGAUCGUACGUGAACGCCACGCUCGAUUUGAAUGGGUUUGAGGUUGUUCAUGAUGUGAUUUAUUUGAUUGAGGAUUGGGCUAAAGGGGUUAUUCCCUUUGAUACUACCACUAAAGUUAAUGGUGUUCUUGGUCUUUGCUUCCUUAAAAUUCCCCUAAAGGCAAAAGUAGCAUGCGAGGUGUCUGUAAAUACCAGAAACCAAACGAUCGUUCGUCAAGACUGCCAUGCUCAGUAAUUGGUGAACAUUGAUCCCUUAUUUGAUUUUUGGUCAAUUGAUGUACUAAAAGCUGCAGCAAUUUGAUUCCUCUUUGGUUAUACCGUACGUGUUAAUGUAAGUGAUCAUACUUCAGCUAGUUGGUGUAUAUGAACCCAUAAAUGGAUAAAAAAUAUAUCCAACUAAGAUAUUUUUUCCCCUCUUGUAACUUACCCUGAAACUGUAUGCUCAUUGGGAUUAAAAUUCUCAUGAUGAUGAGGUGUAGAGGGUGUCCAUUAGUUGAAUAAGCUCAAAAUGCCAUUGUAAUUAGAAGUAUCAUGGGUUUAGCUGGGUCGGGCUGACUCGAGGUUGAAAAAUGUAUGCCCCCAAAGUUGAGUGGCCUAUGAAGGCCUCUAUUGUAAUGCCAAAAUAGAAAUGAAAUAAUCGGUUGGUCAAAA
Molecule: messenger RNA, 1238 nt
Organism: Gossypium raimondii (Peruvian cotton)
Lineage: Eukaryota; Viridiplantae; Streptophyta; Magnoliopsida; Malvales; Malvaceae
Exons: 3
Coding region: 178-822 (214 amino acids)
Cellular component (GO): plasma membrane
Source: RefSeq, a predicted model, not a curated record